UUUAUCGAGCACGUGCGCGUCCCCGCUGUUUGACGUACGUAAUGCGCAGCGUGCGCGUGACCGCUCCUGAACGACAAGAUGGCGGCAUCCGCCGGAACAGGCAUCAAAGUUCCACGUAACUUCCGGCUGUUGGAGGAGCUGGAGGAGGGGCAGAAGGGCGUGGGCGAUGGCACUGUGAGUUGGGGAUUAGAGGACGACGACGACAUGACGCUCACGCGCUGGAGAGGAACGAUCAUUGGCCCGCCCCGGACGAUCUACGAGAACAGGAUAUACAGUUUGAGGGUGGAGUGCGGCCCUCGGUACCCAGAAACACCGCCACUUGUCCGAUUCGUCACGAAAAUCAACCUGAACGGUGUCCAGAACUCCAGUGGUGUGGUGGACGUGCGUGCCGUUUCAUCUCUGGCCAAAUGGCAGAACUCUUACAGCAUUCGUGUGGUUCUACAGGAACUGCGGAGGCUCAUGAUGUGCAAAGAGAACAUGAAACUGCCGCAACCACCCGAGGGCCAAGUGUACACCGUCUAAACCACACACACACACACACACACACACAUACUUCCUAAUCAUUUCCAAGACUCUCAUCAUUCCCUUAUUUUAUACUUCGAGGUUCCGCCCCCAGAGAAACCAAUCACAUGGAAAAAUUACAGGCGCAUCGUUAGGAUGCGUCAUAAGGAUCAUCUUAUCUGUCGUCUGAUUUUGUUUUCUUUUUUUAUCUUUAUUUGCUAUACAUGGAAGUUGUAAAAUAACAUAAAUUAUCUUAUUGAAUGUA
Messenger RNA from Clarias gariepinus (North African catfish), 766 nucleotides. RefSeq names its product ubiquitin-conjugating enzyme E2 variant 1 (gene ube2v1). The record is from RefSeq and is a predicted model, not a curated record. The coding region runs from base 79 to 522 and encodes 147 amino acids. Gene Ontology annotation, biological process: DNA damage tolerance; protein K63-linked ubiquitination. The transcript has 4 exons. Gene Ontology annotation, cellular component: nucleus. NCBI's taxonomy places the organism in Eukaryota, Metazoa, Chordata, Actinopteri, Siluriformes, Clariidae.